Acipenser ruthenus (sterlet) is the source of this 2783-nucleotide messenger RNA. RefSeq names its product intraflagellar transport protein 80 homolog. Gene Ontology annotation, cellular component: centrosome; cilium; intraciliary transport particle B. The coding region runs from base 2065 to 2526 and encodes 153 amino acids. Gene Ontology annotation, biological process: cilium assembly. Lineage: Eukaryota; Metazoa; Chordata; Actinopteri; Acipenseriformes; Acipenseridae. The record is from RefSeq and is a predicted model, not a curated record. The transcript is spliced from 8 exons.
AUUGUAAGGUGACAUUGGUGUUAUGUUGGGAAAUAUUUGUAAGAAAAAUUAAAAACUGAAAUAUCUUGCUUGCAUAAAUAUUCAACCCCCACACAUUAAUAUUUGGUAGAGCCACCUUUCGCUGCAAUAACAGCUUUAAGUCUUUUGGGGUAAGUAUGUACCAGCUUUGCACACAGUGUUGGAGUGAUUUUGGCCCAUUCUUCUUGGCAGAUUUGCUCCAGGUUGUUCAGGUUGGUUGGACCUCAAUUUUCAAAUAGUGCCACAGAUUCUCAAUGGGAUUGAGAUCAGGACUUUGACUGGGCCACUGUAGGACAUUCACCUUUUUGUUAUUGAGCCACUCCAAUGUUGCUUUGGCCUUGAGCUUGGGAUCAUUGUCCUGCUGAAAGGUGAAUUUCCUCCCAAGCUUCAGUUUUUUUAGCGGACUGAAGCAGGUUCUCUUGCAGUAUUUCCCUGUAUUUUGCUCCAUCCAUUCUUCCUUCAAUUUUAACAAGGUGCCCAGUCCUUGCUGAUGAGAAGCAUCCCCACAGUAUGAUGCUGCCACCACCAUACUUCACUGUAGGGAUGGUGUGUCUUGAGGCAUGGGCAGUGUUAGGUUUGCGCCACACAUAGCGCUUUGAGUUUUGGCCAAAAAGCUCUAUCUUGGUCUCAUCUGACCACAAAACCUUUUCCCACAUCGCAGCUGGGUCACUCUCAUGCUUUCUGGCAAACUCCAGACGUGCUUUCAGAUGGUACUUUUUGAGUAACGGCUUCUUUCGUGCCACCCUCCCAUACAGACCAGUGUUAUGCAGAGCUCUUGAUAUGGUUGACUGGUGCACCAUUACUCCACUCCCAGCCACUGAACUCUGUAGCUCCUUCAAAGUGAUUGUUGGCCUCUCUGUGGCUUCUCUCACAAGUCUCCUUCUUGUUUGAGCGCUGAGUUUUGAGGGACGACCUUUUUCUUGGCAGUGCCUGGGUGGUGUGAUGCAGCUUCCACUUCCUGAUUAUUGAUCCAACUGUGCUCACUGGGAUAUCCAAACACUUGGAUAUUAUUUUGUACCCUUUCCCUAAUCUGUGCAUUUGUAUUACUUUAUCUCUAACUUCUGUAGAAUGCUCUUUGGUCUUCAUUUUCCUUCAGAUUCACAGCCUGACCAAUGAUCCUUCAACAGUGGGGUUUUUAUUUUUCUAUCCAGAAAAUGUGACAGCAACUUUAAUGGUUCACAGGUGGAGGCCAAUGGUAAGGUAAUUGUGUCCUCGUUAGGGCAAUUUCUUUCAUCAGUGUAAACUGGGAGCUUCCACAGCACAGGGGUUGAAUACUUAUGCAAGCAAGAUAUUUCAUUUUUUAAUUUUCUUAAAAAUAUUUCCCAACAUAACACCAAUGUCACCUUACAAUAAUUGAUUUUGAGUUUCAGUGUUUUAAAAUAAAAUACCAAACAGAACAAAAUUUCAAUGUACCAUUUGUAAUUCAGUAAUAUGAGAGAAUUGGUCAGGUGUCUGAAUACUUUUGCAAGGCACUGUGUGUAUAAAUAUAUAUAUAAAUUGUGUGCAUGUGUACGUAAAUGUCACUGUUUUCAUUGUAUAUUGUUGGAGGGUAGUGUUUAUUUAAUAGUUUUUAUUUUUUAUUUGGCCCUAUUAGGUGCGGAAUGUGAUUUAAGGCUUCGUUGUCCCACAGCCAUCUGGUAGUUGCAGCCUCACUGCAAUGCUAUUGUAUACAGUGCUAAGAACUGGAACAAUCCAAUGAUUUUUGAUCUGAAAGAGGGAACUGUUAGCUUGAUCCUGCAAGCAGAAAGACACUUUCUGCUAGUAGACUGAGCAGGCAUCUAUUUGUUUUCAUGUGAAGGACGCCUCAUUUCCACUCCCAAGUUUCCAGGAAUGAGAACCGAUAUUAUGAAUGCCCAGACUGUCUCUCUUAGCAAUGAUACUGUUGCAAUUCGAGAUAAAGCUGAUGAGAAAGAUGGAGUAAAUGGAAGUUGCUUUGGACCAAUCAUUGAUAAAAAUCGAGACUGUACAUCACCUCAGUAAGAUUAUUUGGAAAGGAGCCAAAGAUCAUCAAAAUUGGAACAAACAUUGUGGGCCCGCCUUUCUGCAAUGGCAAUAGCCAAUAAAGAACUGACAACUGCAGAGGUUGCUUAUACAGUAAUUGGAGAGAAAUGCAAUUUUCUUCCUCAGAUUGACAAAGUUCAGUACAUCAAUUCUGUAAAGGAUCUCCCAUCCAAAGAAUCAUCAAUGGCUCAUAUGAUGCUGUUUAGUGGAAAUGUACAAGGGGUUCUGCAAGCAGGUCUUGUAUACCAAGCAAUCCAGGUUCAUAUAAACCUUUACAACUGCGACAGGGCGCUGGAACUGGCAGUAAAACACAAGACACAUGUUGACACUGUUCUAGUUCACAGGCAGAAAUAUUUAGAGGAUUUCAGCAAAAAAGAAACCAACAGAAGAUUCUUGCAGUACUCGGGGGAAGUGGAAGUAGACCACUCCAGCAGCUUCAACAGUGAGAAGCAGCAUAUUCAGAAGAUGUUAACCUGUGAUGGAGUUACUCCUCGUUUCAUGAUAUAGUGCACUUCUUCAUUUCACACACUACUUGGAAUUACACUUCCAUUCAAUUUAAAAUGCCAGUAUAACAAUCUUAAUACCAGUGUGGUCUAUAUUUCCCCUGUGGGCAAAUCACAGACAAUUUGCAAUAGAAUGCCAAUUUCCCCACAGUGGAAAACCAAACCUAUGUAUACAUGUGUAUGUAUUUCAGAUUAGAACUAAUUGAGGUUGAGAACACUAUGUUAAAAUGUUGCAAUCUUACAUAUAUAUAUAUAUAUAUA